This is a messenger RNA of Nezara viridula (southern green stink bug), 1242 nucleotides long. NCBI's taxonomy places the organism in Eukaryota, Metazoa, Arthropoda, Insecta, Hemiptera, Pentatomidae. The record is from the annotation of a GenBank genome assembly.
AUGGUCCUUUCUGUUGCAGGUAGAAUAGAAUGUGCUCGAGGACUGGCUGCUGUGGUUAACAUGGAACUUGGUGACAGAACUAAAACUGAGAAGGCGGAGCUAUUCGACUUCGUCAGCAGUCCUGAGAACUUGAAGGCGCUCGGGUUGCACGUGGAGACUGGUUGCGUUAGCGGAGAACCUACGAAAGAGACCAACAACAACCACCUCAUGGUCAACAUGGCACAUUACGAUGACAUCUGGUCCAACAUAGACAGCAGCGUUCUCGACGACCUCAACUGCUGGACACCCGAAGGCGGCGGAGGUUCAGGGAAAACUGACAAUACCGACGGAGCCAUCUAUACCCUCACCGUACUCAACGGAGCGGAACAGGGACCUUGGUUCAAGCACGAAGAGAAAGAGGACAAGAACCUCGACAUCGAUUCCAUACUCAGCGCCAUACCAUCCACUUUCUCCAAUACCUUCCAUUCCGAAGAGAACACUUUUGAAGAUACCGCUUUCACAGAAAAGAAAGAAGAACUUACAAGGGUAGCAGAGAUACUCAAUAAUUCCACCACUUUUAACAACAACAACGAAUGGAAGCAAGAAAACAAUAACGAAGUGGAUUCUCUCCUCAGAAACGCGCUACAGGGGAAGACGUUAUCGCGUUACAACGGUAUCAAAGUGGAAAAAGUAGAAAAACCCGAGGAGGAAGAAAAGAUGAUGUUAGAGAGUCCGAUAUUAUACGACAGCUCGACGAUGAUAGAUUCAGAUAAUCCAAGCAGUGCACACAGCAUGGAAGAGAUGUUUUUGUCUCACCUGGACGUCUCCUAUCCUGAAGAUUAUGAAAAGUUGAAGCGGAUCGAAACCGAAGUGGCCGAAUCCGUGGAGCAAUACUGCUUAGAUAGAACAUACCUGCCUUCUGGGUCACAAGUUCUCACGCCUCUCAUCCUUCAGAAACCUAGUAAGAAGUACACCAAGAGGUCCAAGUCGACGGCUUCCAGUCCGGGUUCGUCGACGGGUGUGCGGAAGGAGAGGUCCCUCCAUUACUGCAAUAUUUGCAGCAAAGGUUUCAAGGACAAGUACUCGGUGAACGUGCACAUCCGCACCCACACGGGGGAGAAGCCCUUCACCUGCUCGCUGUGCGGCAAGAGCUUCAGGCAGAAGGCACACCUUGCCAAGCACUACCAGACUCACAUGGCCCAGGCCAAGAACGGAGUCACUUCCAAUCAGAAACCGUCCAAAAAUCUGAUUUCCAGCAGCUAA